Candoia aspera is the source of this 4440-nucleotide messenger RNA. It is a transcript of the gene ANKZF1, whose product is annotated as ankyrin repeat and zinc finger peptidyl tRNA hydrolase 1. Gene Ontology annotation, molecular function: protein binding. NCBI's taxonomy places the organism in Eukaryota, Metazoa, Chordata, Lepidosauria, Squamata, Candoiidae. The record is from RefSeq and is a predicted model, not a curated record. Bases 697 to 2703 code for a protein of 668 amino acids. The transcript is spliced from 16 exons.
CUCUCAAAAACGUUGUGAGGAUGACAGUGGCUGCAGCCCGCCAGCUGGUGGUCUGUAGGUUAAGAAAAGUGAUUAUACAUGUGUUUUUAAUGUUGCCCCCACACUUAUUUUGUGUCUUGACGAUAGGGAAUACUAGGUACGGUUGAGACAAACAGCAUGGACAAAGGCUCACAGUUUCGACCUGCCUAGUAACAAGUGUAGUUCUUCGAAGGACAUUCCAGCAGUCUUUUUGAUUUUGUCUAUCCACCGUGUCUGUUGUUUCCCCCUUCUUUGACUUAUCUCAACUUCGCCAAAUAAUUUUAUCUAGUCCAUCAUCUACCCGCAUCGCACUAUGAAACUACUGUAUGUGUAUUUCUACUUGUAGAUCAUCGCCUCAAGGGAACAGUCUUUAUCUGAUCCAGGAUUGAUUGACUGGCUCUUCUUGCAGUCCACAGUACCCUUAGAAACGAUUUCCAGCUCCAUUGUUCAAAGGUAUAUCUUUUUCCUUUCACUCUUUCUCACUAUCUACCUUUCAGAGCUAUACAUCAUCACGGAAAGAUGACAGCUUUAACCAUUCUGCUGUUUGUUGUUACAGAAAUAGCCUUUCAGGAUGUAUAUGUUUGUCUUCCUCUCUAGGAUUAAUCGCCUCUUUACUUCUCCAGCACACCGUCCAUCUUGUGAAAACAUCUCAUCUUCACUUCCUCACCGUCAGCUAUCAUGCAACCUGUUGAAACUUUGUCUGUGUUUGAGGCUGCUCAGAAUACAGCUUUAAUGAAUGGACUUUGCCUUGUCACUGAAUCAACAGGAGAUAUCACUUCAUUGGCAGUUCCAGAGACCAAGGAACUCCAGCAAGCUAAAUUGGUCUUAGAGGUAUCAGACCGGAUGUAUUGCUCUGUUUGCUCAAGGGCUUUUGAGAAUCGAGAUGAUCAGAAGGAGCAUUAUCGGUUAGAUUGGCAUCGCUUCAACCUAAAACAGCGAUUGCUGGGACGUCAGAUGCUCACAGCUGAAGAAUUUGAGGCAAAGACUCAAGCAGAUGAUGUCUCCAGUAUCUCUGGUUCUGAUUCCAGUGACUGUGAGUCAGAUACUGAAUCUGAAUCACAAUCUUGUCUGAACAGUGAAAGAAAAGGAACUGGCUAUUGCAAUCCACGCUCUCAGCGGGGCAGUUUAGAAGAGCCUGCAGAGCUGGUGACAUCCCUUCAGAGGCAGAACCCCAGAACCUCCUGGGUUAUCCUGAUGGCUGGUGGGGGUCACUUUGCUGGAGCUGUUUUUCGGGGGAACGAGGUGUUGGCACACAAGACUUUCCAUCGGUACACUGUGCGAGCUCGACGAGGUACAGCCCAAGGAGUGAGGGAUGCUCAAGGAACAAUGCCGAAAUCUGCUGGUGCCUCAUUACGGCGCUACAAUGAGGCUUCUCUGCUUAAAGAUAUUCAGGAGCUGCUGAUGAGCUGGACAAGUUACUUAAAAGAAGCAGAGUGCAUCUUCCUUCGUGCUCCUCAUAAUAACCGAGCUCUCUUCUUUAGCAGCAAGCAUGGCCCUCUUCAGCGAGGUGACCCACGUAUCCGGGGCAUUCCUUUCAGCACCCGAAGAGCCACCUUCCGUGAGGUGGAACGGGUGCAUGGGGCUUUAAGUAGUCUGCAAGUAUACGGAAGUAAUACAACAGUGGCAGAUCUGAUUAGUUCUCCUCGGAAGACCUGGAACAAAGUAGCUCAUAAGGAUGAAACAUCUACACAGUCUCAAGGCACUAUCCCUGUAGCAAGGACAGAGGAGGAGGAAGAAGUAGAAGUAGAGGAAGGAAAUCUGGAACUGGUGGAGGAGACACUAAAUUUACUUGAUCUACGUGAAUUUGAAGUGACCCCAAAACCGAAUCGCAAAAAGAGGCGACGGAAACCCAAAGCAUUGCCAAAGUCUAACACAGAGACUUCAGGAAAUGUUGAAUCCAAGACCUCAUUAUGUAGAGGACCGGAGUCACCUGAGGUCCAGGAAUGGCAAGAGUCUCAAGAUGCUCCCAGCACAACUGUGCAGGAUGCCUUGUUCACAGCAUGUAAAAUGGGAGACGUGGGAGCCCUACAGCAUCUUCUGGGGAUAGCUAAUAAUGCAACAAAUGACAGCGAGUGCAGUGAUAAAGCCACCAAACAGUUGCUCAACACACCCCUGGAUGAGAGUGGCUGGACUGUUUUGCAUGUGGCGGCGGCAGCAGGAAGAAGUGCAGUUGUGCGGCUGCUGUUGGAGAGCGGGGCUGACCCUGCUGUCAGAGACAGACAAGAACAGCCUCCAUACUGUGUGUCUACCAACAAGCAAACCCGUAAUGAAUUCCGUAGAUUCAUGGGUGAACAGCCGGAGAAGUAUGACUACACCCGGGCUCAGGUGCCUGGACCUCUCACUGCUGAAAUGGAAGCCAGACAGGCAGAACGCCGACGGGUGCAGAAAGCCCUACGGAAGCAGCAGGAGCGAGAAGAACGAGACGCGCAAUUGCUUCUGGAGCAAGAACAAGAAGAGAAAAGGCGUUUUGCCCUGCUCAGCGAUCGUGAGAAGCGUGCUCUGAUGGCGGAGAGGAGACUUGCUUCCCAAUUAAAAGACUCUGGUGCAUCUUUGACCAACACCAGACGCUGCUGGUUGUGUGGGGAAUCCCUGCUGGGUUGCAUCCCUUUCCAUUAUCUUGACUUCUCUUUCUGCUCCACAAGUUGUCUGCAAGCCCAUCGACGAGGGAAAGCUGCUCCAUCCUAGCUGGGGGUUUUGCUUUGGCAUCAAGGGACUGUGCUUCAGCAGAAAUCCUACCCCGGGACUGUUGUCACUUUAGAAUGGUGAGAGGUCAAGCAUAGCAGGGAAGACAAGUAACUGUUUCCAUGUACUUCAUAGGGAGGCUAAUAUGGACAGCUGUUAUUUGAGAAAUGAACUUCCUUCGUGAGAAUUUAUGUUUUUCAAUUUUAAACUAGAAUGUUUAGGAACUGGAUAAAAAGGUUAUUAGAGCAACCUCUCCCCCCAGAUAUAUUGGGCCUGUCCCACCAGAAUUCACUGCUGACGGGGAGUUCUGCAAGUUAAGAAUUCUAAUACAUCGGAACUGUGCUGCUUGGAGAAGGCUGUAUUAGGCAGUAACUGAACAAAGAACACAGAUAACAAAAAUGGAAGAAUCCUUGAGCACAUUAUGCUUUUUUUUUUUUUUGAGCUAAUUUGAUGAUCUCUUAGCUAGUACUGUUUCACAAAUAGCGAUGGAUGUCUUAAGAAUCAAGAUAAACCCAUGGUUGUAUUUAAUAUACAACACAGAGAACUUUACAUCUGUUACUGAUGUUUUUAUGUGCCUUAUCACCAAGUAUGUCUUCUGGGUAUGUCUAGGCUCAUCCUACUUUCACUGAAUCUUUUGCCAGUUUUCAACUGCAGCUCUGUCCUGAUACUAGUGCAUUGCCAAGAAAUAAUGGCAUUACAGUGCCAUGCCAGGUACAGAAAUAUUUAAUUUGGCGACUGGUAUUACCCAUCCCGAGCACCUAUACAGCAUCAGCUGCAAGUAAUACUCCAGUGAAAGACCUGGACACCAAAUAACUGCAGUUUACUUGGGCUGUUUAUUAGAGCUUAAGUUGUAGUCUGAUACUUUAUUCAUUUGAUUCUUAUAAGGCAGUGAUUUCAGCUGCGUUUCUUCAUAAUAUGCCAUGGGUCUCAGCAAUGUCACAGUUGGAUAGUAUUUCCGCUUAUUUCAUGUCUUUGUGAGUGAUGCUGUGAGUACCAUUGAGAAGGGGCCGGUCAAGAAAAAGUACCUUUGGAUCUGAUGGUGCAUUCUGCAGUUCCAGCACUACAACAGUAUUGAGGACUGAGGUACUGAGGAGCAAGCCAGGCACAAAGAGGGUUUGCUGGGGUCCACGAACUGGCCAGAAACGGCCCAGGUUAAAACCAUUGAUCCAGAUCUGGCCCUAGUUAAAAAAAUAAGAGUGGUUUUUACAAGGUAAUACUUCAUCUUUAUUUGGACACCCCAAGAGACUACUGCAUUGAUUUCAUAUUUUAUUAUCUAACCUAAAGCCAGGAAGAUCAUCAACGGCAAGAGAAAGUUUACUAGUAAAGGCUUAGAAAUUAAUUCUAUAUGUGUGUAGACUGCAAUCCUGACUAUGACUUGAAUGCAUAACAACAGGAAGACAUAAAUUAAGACGGUAAAAAGAGAUUUUUCUUCUUUGUUCAUGUAAUUAUUAUGUAAUUUAAAAUGCUGAAUGCAUUUUAAAAACAUUCAUAGGGGCAACUGGCAAACAUAUAAACGUUUUACACAAUGCUAAAAGCCAGUGAAUCUUUACGUUAUGAACCUGUAAUACAGUGUAGUUCUAUAAAGUAACUCUAUUUAGCAGUUUAAAUGACAUAAAACUAAUUUUUUUUGGCCCCUUGUAAUAUUUUGUCCCUCCUGUCCGCCAACUUGACCUUAAUGGCCAUCUAAUUUUAAUAAUCUUAAAAUAGUGAAUAAAGGCAAACCUUUUACUUAAAAACUAA